AUGUCGGAGCAAGCUGAGACAGUAGUGGCUAGUAAUCCUACGGUACGGGAAUCCACAGAAAUCCUGGCUCCGGACACAAUCGAGGCACUAGACGCCACAGUUGAAAAGCUCACAACAGUAACUGCAAGUGCAGUCGACCAUCAUACAGCGGACCUGCGACUAUCCCCAUACGCAAAGCGGUGGUUUACCCCCGGUCUGAAGUCCCAGCAAAGAGGGGUGAACCAGGCGCGAUGCAAAUGGCAGAUGAGCUGCGUAAACCUAGGACGGGAGGACCCCAGCACUAUGGUGCUCUUCGAAGACAUGCGUGAGAAGCGACGUGCGUGGACGCGGACAAUUGAGAAGGCCAAGACAUUACACUGGAGACGCUUUCUGGACGAAGCAGGCGAAGGAAAGCUAUGUAAAGCAGCAACAUACCUAAAACCGCGAGAGUCUUGGAGUUGUAUCCCUGCCCUUAAAGUUGGUGGACGGGAGGUGACCGACAACCAAGAGAAGGCAAAGGCAUUUAUGGACUCGUUCUUCCCCAUUAUGGCGCCUGCUCAAGAGGAAACUCUCGUGCAGCCCUUAGCUGAACUUCCAUGGCAGUCGAUUUCAGAGAUUGAGGUCUACCGAUCUCUAAAAUCGGCCAAAAGCUCGACUGCACCAGGAGAAGACGGUCUCCCGAUGUUAAUAUGGAAACGCCUGUGGAGACAUCUCGGAAACCUCAUCACUCGGAUCUUCGCGACGUCGAUCGUGCUGGGAUAUCACCCUGUACGGUGGAGAACUGCCAAGAUCGCAGUACUACGGAAACCCGGGAAACCGGACUACUCGCUCCCGGGGGCGUACCGCCCAAUCUCACUGCUUAACGCGCUCGGCAAACUGCUGGAGGCGGUCAUAGCCCGGCGGCUGUCCUACUUCGCAGAGCACUACGGACUCCUUCCAGACACCCAAUUCGGAGGACGGCCAGGACGUACCACCGAGCAGGCCUUACUAGUGCUAGCUAACGCCAUCGAUCGAGCCUGGCUCGGGCAGAGGGUUGUCGCAUUAGUGGCCUUUGAUCUUGAAGGAGCUUUCAAUGGAGUCAACAAGACAAGUCUAGACGCCCGACUCAAAGCAAAAGGCAUCCCUGCGGUGCUCCGGAGAUGGAUUGCAAGCUUUAUGAGCGGACUACAGGCCAACAUCGGGUUUGACGACUACCACACGGAGGUAACAGCGCUCGACAAUGGCGGACUUGCACAAGGCUCACCCCUAUCGCCUAUCCUCUUCGCAUUUUUCAACAGUGAUCUAGUCGACCAGCCCGUCGAUUUCCAUGACGGUGCGUCGGCCUAUAUAGACGAUUAUUUCCGCUGGCGAGUCGGCCGGACCGCCGAGGAAAAUCUAGCCAAAAUCCAAUCGGAAGAUAUACCGCGGAUUGAAGGGUGGGCCCGUAAGACAGGGUCCUGCUUCGCAGCAGAGGAAACAGAACUCAUUCACUUCACCAGAACAAGGAAAGAACAAUAUCAAGGCCAGAUUGUCAUGAACAGCAAUGUCAUCAAACCAUCAACAACCACUAAGCUCCUAGGGGUGAUCUUCGAUCACGAACUCCGAUGGAAGGACCACGUACAGCAGGUGGUUAAGCGAGCCACCAAGGUCAACAUCGCGCUAGGAGGGCUACGACAACUCCAGCCCGAGCAGAUGCGACAGCUAUACGAGGCGUGUGUUGCACCAAUCCUUGAAUACGCGUCAACGGUCUGGCACGAUCCACUUCGAGAUAGGACGCAUCUACGACAGCUACGCACUGUUCAGCGAACUGCACUCAUCCGGGUCCUCUCCGCCUUUCGAACGGUAGCCUCAUCUACGCUCGACGUUGAAGCCUAUGUGCUGCCUACCCAUCUUUGUCUCCGCCACCGUGCGCAAGACACCAUCACCAGACUCCAUACCUUACCACGGAAACACCCCAUAUGGGACACCCUGCUUCGAGCCCAGAGACGACGGAAUAACGUUCGUUCGCGCGCCCGGUUCCCGCUCGCGGAGGCCCUGAAGACAAUGAGCCUGGAAAGGCUCCAAGAGCUAGAACUGAUCGACCCAACUCCGCUGCCACCGUGGCGGACUGAGGCCUUCUCAGAGAUAGAGAUUAAACGGGACAGAGAGAUUGCAAUGGCACGAGCGGACGCUGCACGGUCUAACUCAGACAUCGUCGUUUACUCCGUUGCAUCAGGACGCAAAGGUCACUUAGGCGCCGCGGCGGUAGUGCUCGACGACAGGCUGAAGAUAACCGAGAGGGUACAGAUACAAGUCGGACCUAUGGACCGAUGGUCGGUACAUGCGGCUGAACUGUUCGGUAUCCUGUAUGCUACCAACCUCAUCAACAAGAUCGCCCUCCAACGGCGGAGAUCGACUGGUACACGGGUUCAGCACUCCACCAUCCUCAGCGAUAGUAUGUCAGCACUACAAGCAAUCCGGAACCCCGGAAACAAAUCCGGGCAGCAGAUCAUAUACGCUAUUCUACAAGCAGGCAGGAACACCAAGUCUCACGGCAUCGCGAUCCGGCUUCAAUGGACGCCCGGUCAUUGCGACUCACUCGGGAAUGACACCGCAGACCAUCCAUUCCCCCCCUUGCUAUCACGCGAGCGGGCUCACAUCAGACAAGGAAUCUACGCCUAA
Molecule: messenger RNA, 2619 nt
Organism: Penicillium oxalicum
Lineage: Eukaryota; Fungi; Ascomycota; Eurotiomycetes; Eurotiales; Aspergillaceae
Exons: 2
Coding region: 1-2619 (872 amino acids)
Molecular function (GO): nucleic acid binding
Source: RefSeq, a predicted model, not a curated record